This is a messenger RNA of Camellia sinensis, 3172 nucleotides long. Its product is annotated as U-box domain-containing protein 44. Gene Ontology annotation, biological process: protein ubiquitination. Gene Ontology annotation, molecular function: protein binding; ubiquitin-protein transferase activity. NCBI's taxonomy places the organism in Eukaryota, Viridiplantae, Streptophyta, Magnoliopsida, Ericales, Theaceae. The record is from RefSeq and is a predicted model, not a curated record.
CUUUCUCUCUCUACUUUCUCUCUCCUAAUGUUGGUAUACACCGAUGACUGUUGGCUCUCAGUCAACCUUCUCUCUCCACCUCUAAAACCAUUUUCGUCGUCUUCCCCUUGUUGUUUUCUUCAACUGUUUAUACAAUCCAAUUUCACCAAUUUUUUUUUACUUAUCUGCCGAUUCCAAAUUAGAAGAGGAAAAAGAGAAAGAAACCCUAAUUCCACAAUUCAUCCAUCUCCAAACUCUUUAUUGGGUUGGAGCUUUUUCAGUUCCAGACGAUGCCCAAUCGUCUGAUGAGAGUUGGGUUUUCCUGAUAAUUUCUCCUAAAGGUUUCGAGAUCCAAGUCAAAGGUACUUAAUAUCUGAUGGCUGGAAGCUACGAUGGAAGUUAUGACCUUGGUAGCCAGUCAGAUGAGAGCUAUCAUUUUGAGAGAGUACACAUAGAGCCUAUAUAUGAUGCAUUUAUAUGCCCUUUAACAAAACAAAUUAUGCGCGAUCCUGUUACCUUAGAAAAUGGACAAACUUUUGAGCGAGAAGCCAUUGAAAAGUGGUUCAAAGAAUGCAAGGAGAGCGGAAAAACGCUGCUUUGUCCGUUGACUCUAAAAGAAUUAAGAAGUACAGAAAUGAACCCGAGUAUAGCUCUGCGGAACACUAUUGAAGAAUGGAAUGCCAGGAAUGAAGCUGUUCAACUUGAUAUGGCUCGAAAGUCAUUAUAUCUGACCAGUCCAGAGAAUGAAAUUAUGCAGAGUUUGAAGUUUGUCCAGUACCUCUGCCAUAAAAGCCGGUCAAAUAAACAUGUUAUUCGGAACGAGGAGCUGAUACCUAUGAUUGUUGACAUGUUGAAGAGCAGCAGUCGUAGAGUUCGUUGCAAAGCUUUGGAAACUCUUCGAAUUGUAGCAGAGGAAGACUCUGAUAAUAAGGAGAUAAUGGCUGAAGGGGACACAGUACGAACAAUAGUUAAGUUCUUGUCUCAUGAGCAAUCGAAAGAGAGGGAAGAGGCUGUCUCUCUGCUGUUUGAGCUCUCCAAGUCUGAAACUUUGUGUGAAAAGAUUGGUUCUGUUAAUGGAGCAAUUCUUAUAUUGGUUGGAAUGACUAGCAGCAAAUCAGAAAAUUUGUUGACUGUUGAGAAGGCUGAGCAAACUUUGGACAAUCUCGCUAAGUGUGAGAAUAAUGUAAGGCAAAUGGCUGAAAAUGGUAGAUUGCAACCUCUUUUGACACUACUCCUUGAAGGCCCACCAGAAACUAAGCUAUCCAUGGCUGCGUACCUUGGUGAGUUGGCUCCAAACAAUGAUGUGAAGGUAUAUGUGGCCAGAACUGUCGGUUCAUCACUGAUCAAUAUCAUGAGAAGUGGUAACAUGCAGUCGAGAGAAGCUGCUUUAAAAGCGCUGAAUCAAAUCUCAUCUUGCGAGGCAAGCGCCAAGGUGUUGAUCGAUGCCGGUAUACUUCCCCCACUUGUCAAGGAUCUAUUAUUCACUGUUGGCACGAACCAGCUUCCAAUGCGGCUAAAAGAAAUCUCCGCAACGAUUCUUGCCAGCGUGGUUAACUCGGGCUGCGAUUUUGAUUCAAUCUCGAUUGGACCUGACCACCAGACUUUGGUCUCAGAAGACAUAGUUCAUAAUCUACUCCAUCUUAUUAGCAACACUGGCCCUCCAAUAGAAUGCAAGCUCCUCCAUGUCCUCGUUGGUCUUACUAGUUCUCCCGCUACUGUCCUGAGUGUUGUUUCUGCCAUUAAAAGCUCUGGUGCUACCAUCAGUUUGGUUCAGUUCAUCGAGGCUCCUCAGAAUGAUUUGCGUGUGGCUUCCAUAAAGCUUCUUCAGAAACUCUCUCCAUACAUGGGUCAAGACCUAGCCGAUGCUUUACGUGGCACAGCUGGCCAACUCGGCACCCUAAUCAAAGUCAUAUCAGAAACAAUCAGUAUCACUGAAGAGCAAGCCGCAGCAGUGGGCCUUUUAGCUGAUCUUCCAGAGAGGGACAUGGGGCUCACGAGGCAGAUGUUAGAUGACGGUGCUUUUCAGGUAGUCAUUUCCAGAAUCAUUCGGAUCAGGCAAGGCGAGACUAGAGGCAGCCGCUUUGUCACGCCGUAUCUAGAAGGGCUCGUUCAGGUUCUCUCGAGGGUUACUUUCGUGUUGGCCGACGAGCCUGAUGCAAUUACACUCUGUCGCGAACACAAUCUUACCUUGUUAUUCACUGACCUCCUUCAGACCAACGGGCUUGACAAUGUACAGAUGGUUUCCGCCAUGGCCUUAGAGAACCUAUUCCAAGAAUCUAAAAGUUUGACAAAACUACCUGAGUUGCCGAAAUCUAGAUUUUGUGCCUCAAUUUUUCCGUGUAUAGGCAAGCCACCUGUGAUAACCGGAGUGUGUAAGAUCCACCGUGGCAUUUGUUCAUUAAAAGAAACUUUUUGCCUCUUGGAAGGUCAAGCUGUGGAGAAGUUGGUGGCUCUUCUAGACCACACAAAUGAGAAGGUGGUUGAGGCGGCACUUGCUGCACUGUGUACUUUAUUGGAUGACGGGGUUGAUAUUGAACACGGGGUGAUGGUAUUGUGUGAUGCAGAGGGAAUCAAGCCUAUACUCGAUGUGUUGCUAGAGAAACGAACAGAUAAUCUCCAGAGGAGGGCAGUUUGGGCAGUUGAGAGACUUCUGCGCUCUGAUGAUAUAGCCUAUGAAGUUUCCGGUGAUCCAAAUGUUAGUACAGCACUUGUUGACGCUUUCCAACAUGGUGACUACAGAACACGACAGAUUGCUGAGCGCGCCCUAAAGCAUGUUGACAAGAUACCCAAUUUCUCUGGUGUGUUUCCAAACAUGGGAUGAACCAUUUUUAAAUGCAUCACUUGCAACGACAGUUGAUGAAAUGGAAGACCUUACAUUUAUUGAUUAUUCUUCCGAUUAAUAUCGAGAGGUUUUUGCUUCAUAUCGAGAGGUUUUUGAGCUGCAUCAAAGAUUUUGGUAUGUGAAGAAGCAUCAUGAAAAGGUGGAUAAUGUUAAUUUCUGUUCUAUAAUUUGUAGAGGGAGGGUCAGUCUCAGUUAUGGUUCAUUUGUUCUUCAUCUUUCUGGUUUGGGUUUAUUUUACAUGAACUGCAUAUAUUUGUACUUGGCUUUGGAGUGGGGACGCAAUGUUUUGUACAUUUUUAAUAUCAGAUUUCAACAAAAGAUUCAGAAUAAAUGGCGCAGCUGUUUUUCUCA